Molecule: messenger RNA, 1289 nt
Organism: Brassica oleracea var. oleracea
Lineage: Eukaryota; Viridiplantae; Streptophyta; Magnoliopsida; Brassicales; Brassicaceae
Product: putative F-box protein PP2-B12
Molecular function (GO): protein binding
Source: RefSeq, a predicted model, not a curated record
GCUACUCUUCUCGAUCACAUUCGCUUCCGUGUUUGAUCAAGAACAAUGGCUCUUCACGUGAAACCUUAUCUUGGGAGAUUGUGAUCAGCCGAUACGAGGACCCUAAAUCCUUAUUCUUAUCCAUAAUCGAUGUCUAUCCCGAAACGAUAAUAAACGAAUCCUAACAAAGAAACCCGAUGUCUCUUUCGAGAGAUGAUAAUAAUCGAACUACGUUUAGACUUGAUCCCUCGUAGGGUACGUAGGCAGCUCGAUCCCGAGUUCAGUCACGAUUUUCCUUCUCCCGAUAUCUUUAUGCUAUUCGGCAUACGAAUAGAAUCCAUUUUUGUCAACUCAUACCUGAUUACAUCGUUGUGUUAUGAUGAUAUUGUUGCCCACAUCCUUUUUCUUCUCCAGAUUAAAUCCUCGAUCACUAUUAAAUACUCAGUGUGGAUUUUAAGAUCUAUGUAAGCCUUUUCACGUAAGAUACAAGUAAUAGGUCUACAAUCUUUAUUUGUAAUCAGUUCCCCCAUUUGAAAUAUUAUGUAAUGACAGUGGAGAUGAAUCUUCUUGAUUUAUCGGAAGAAUGCAUAGCCGCCGUGAUUUCUUUCACCAGCCCCCACGACGCCUGCCGUAUCUCCGCCGUCUCCAAGUUACUUCGCUCAGCCGCCGAGGCCGAGUCCAACGCCGCGUGGGAGAAAUUUCUUCCCUUUGAUCCUCGUCUGGUGGUUGAUCAUUCUCUGUCUAGGUUAUCUAAUAACCAUCUCUUCCUCCGUUUCUGUGAAUCCCCUCUUCUCAUCGAUGAUGGCAGAACGGUAAAGCUUUUGGAGAGAAGCGGGAAGAAAUGUUGGAUGCUAUCUGCAAGGAAACUAGAGAUCGUUUGGGUUGAUUCUCCUGAAUACUGGUUAUGGAUUUCGAUUCCGGACUCAAGGUUUGAGGAAGUUGCAGCACUUCUAAUGGUGUGUUGGUUUGAGAUCCGAGGCAACAUAAGCUCGUCAAUGCUCUCCAAAGGCACAGUUUAUGGAGCUUACCUUGUUUUUAAAGAAGGAGAAAUAGGAGCAUUUGGAUUUAGGUCCCAGCCAUUGGAGACGAGCUUCCGCUACAUCCUCGGAUCCACAAGAACCGGGCUUUGUAAUGAUAGAAGAGCGUUUCUUGAGUCUGGAAUGCCAGAAGAUGGGUGGUUGGAGAUUGAACUUGGUGAGUAUUAUGUCGGUUUUGAUGAGGAGGAGCUCGUGAUGAGCGUCUUAGAGACUAGAGAAGGUGGCUGGAAAGGUGGGAUCAUCGUUCAAGAGAGCGAGAUUAGGCCAAAAUGA